UCGUAGGUCUGGAACCAAAUCUGUGACUGAAGUGUCAUGCUAUUGGAAAAAAUCAAGACUGUCUUCAGUGGGCUCUAAAAUAAAAAGCAUGACCAUUAAUGAGAUGGUAGAUGAGUCGAAAGGGGUAAAGAAUUCCGAGAGUCAAGUUUCACAGCUCUCAUCUUCCACAAAAAGAAAGAGGAGCUCCAAUGACUUUCUACAGAGGACAGAACAACGAGGCAUUGACGAAAAACAUGACAGUCAUCAUGUACAUUUUUUCAAACCCAGAGAUAACUGGGAGAUAAUCUCACUUUAUCACUUAACCUGGAGUUAUUCUGGCAAUCGUGACGAUGCGCAAGAAUUCUUGAACUUUUGUCAGAAUAGUUAUUCUUUUAAAGACUGUGUAACCGUUGCAAAUCUAACGAAGGAUCAGAGCCAAUCACCAAUUUGGUACGAAAUGAGGUAUGGACGCAUAACCGCUUCAAUAUUCGAUCAGACGGCCCACCGUCACACAACAGGAGGGGCUCUCUUCAACAAAAUUAUGGGAGGAAAAACUAUCGAUACAGGGGCGAUGGCAAGGGGGCGAGAGUUGGAAUCCGACGUGAUUAAGGUUGUAGAAGACUUGAUCGGGGAGAAGAUAUUGAAGUCGGGCUUGUUGUUGUCCCCUCAAUAUCCUUGGUUUGGAGCAUCACCCGAUGGCUUAACUAGAACUUCAAUUAUUGAAGUUAAGUGUCCAACUAGAACUGAUACUGUCUCAAAUUACUAUCACAACAAUGUCGUGAAUCCAAACUGCCGAGCACAAAUAGAGUUGCAAAUGCUAUUUGCUGGAAAAAAGAAAGCUAAAUUUUGCAUUGCUGAUCCAAAUUUUCCAUGA
Diachasma alloeum is the source of this 853-nucleotide messenger RNA. RefSeq lists its product as uncharacterized. The record is from RefSeq and is a predicted model, not a curated record. The transcript has a single exon. Lineage: Eukaryota; Metazoa; Arthropoda; Insecta; Hymenoptera; Braconidae. The coding region runs from base 89 to 853 and encodes 254 amino acids.